This is a messenger RNA of Trifolium pratense (red clover), 1036 nucleotides long. Its product is annotated as probable WRKY transcription factor 40. Lineage: Eukaryota; Viridiplantae; Streptophyta; Magnoliopsida; Fabales; Fabaceae. Gene Ontology annotation, biological process: regulation of DNA-templated transcription. The transcript is spliced from 4 exons. The record is from RefSeq and is a predicted model, not a curated record. The coding region runs from base 42 to 890 and encodes 282 amino acids. Gene Ontology annotation, molecular function: DNA-binding transcription factor activity; sequence-specific DNA binding.
CUUUGGCAUAUACCAUUUUAAUAUCUUUCAGUAAAUUAGCAAUGGAAUCAACAUGCGUGGAUACUUCUCUCAAUCUUAACAUUAAUCAUCCUUCUACUGCUACAUACAAGGAUGAAAUUAUGGUUGAAGAGUUACAUCGUCUCAAUUGUGAGAACAAGUGGCUAAGUGAAACAUUGAGCAACAUGUGUGAGAAUUAUGAAGCUAUGCAAAAGCAAUUGAAUCAAUUGAUGAAUCAAAAUUGUGAAACCCAAACUCAUGAAGAAUCAAGGAAGAGAAAAGCUGAGAGUGAAAAUUGCAAUAAUAUGUUUGGUACUAUUAAUGUAAUUAAUAAUGAGUGUAGCACUACUGAUGAGGAAUCAUUAAUCAAAAGGCCAUGUAGGGAAAUUUCAUCACCUAAGGCUUAUAAGGUUCUUGUGAAGACAGAAGCAUCUAGUAAUAGCUUAUAUGUGAUGGAUGGAUAUCAAUGGAGGAAAUAUGGUCAGAAGGUUACUAGAGAUAAUCCCUCUCCUAGAGCUUACUUUAGGUGCUCCAAUGCUCCAAGCUGCCCAGUUAAAAAGAAGGUGCAAAAAAGUUUAGAAGACCCUACUAUACUAGUUGCAACAUAUGAAGGAGAGCACAACCAUGGUCAUGAGAAAGCUGAAAUAUCAAUGAUAUCAAGCCAAAUUGAAGAAUCCUUUAUAGGUUCAGUUCAUGUUACUUCACCUAAACAAAUUAUUCAAAGGACUUCUCCAUCCAUGAAGAUUGACAAUGUUCCAAAAUCAUCUAUCCAACAAUUUUUGGUUCAACAAAUGGCUACUUCUUUGACAAAUGAUCCUAAUUUCACUGCAGCACUUGCUAGUGCAAUUUCAGGAAGAAUUUUGGACCAUACUUCUAAUAAAGCCAAUUGGUGAAUUUGAUAUAUAUAAUGUAUUGCAUAAAUUAUGUUAUUUCAUUUUAGGAUGUAAUGUUUCAAAAGCUAGUAAUAAUGAUGUAUAUAAAAAAAAAUUAAAAUGAAAAAAAAAAAAAAGCAGGAUGAAGAAAUUCUGUUCUUCUAAUU